Molecule: messenger RNA, 672 nt
Organism: Ceutorhynchus assimilis (cabbage seed weevil)
Lineage: Eukaryota; Metazoa; Arthropoda; Insecta; Coleoptera; Curculionidae
Source: the annotation of a GenBank genome assembly
GAAUGUACAUAUUGCCAUACUUAUAAAUUUAUUCCGUCCGCAUUCUAUAAUUGGUAGGCAAAACUAAUAAUCGCUUGUAAUAACACAUUUUAAAACAAUAACUUUUAUUUUUUAAUGGCAUUACUCUUGCCCAAAUAGGUUUAGGUCAGUGGAAAAGCUAGACAUCGUUUGAAUAAAAUAUUAUAACCAAUGCCUUAUAUAAAUAACAGACAAAUGACUCAUGGGAGUUAGUAUUUGAUUUACAAGCACAAUGAAUAUUGUUAAUUUUAUUUGCUUCGGUUUGCUGGUGGCUUUGAUUGAAGCUCAAGCACCUGUUGGAAGUCAAAGACAACAGCAAGGUUUACCACAAGAAUACGGACCUCCAAAUGAUGUAAUUGCUGAGGCUACCACUAGAAAAGACUUCGAAACUAUUGACGAAAGAUCAAGAAAACUGAAUGGAAAACUCACACAAAAUAAAAAUAGCGAUGGGGCAUACUACAUUUAUCACCCCACAGGAUUGCUACAAAAAGUUACUUAUGCAACUAAGGAUAAUUUAGAACGAAUGGCGUUUUCUGCUAGGCUUAGAUAUGAAAAUGUUGAACCCGUUUAUACUUAUGAUCCUAUCACUUAUGUAUUUAAAAAGCUACAAUAAAUAACUCAAUAUAAAUGUGUGUGCUUUAUUCAUAAUGUCCC